Molecule: messenger RNA, 1329 nt
Organism: Aureobasidium namibiae CBS 147.97
Lineage: Eukaryota; Fungi; Ascomycota; Dothideomycetes; Dothideales; Saccotheciaceae
Product: Metallo-dependent phosphatase
Exons: 3
Coding region: 1-1329 (442 amino acids)
Biological process (GO): peptidyl-serine dephosphorylation; G1/S transition of mitotic cell cycle
Cellular component (GO): cytoplasm
Molecular function (GO): protein serine/threonine phosphatase activity
Source: RefSeq, a predicted model, not a curated record
AUGGCCAGAGAAAGUCAAGUACCUCAACCGGGUCCUGCCCGCCUGUCGCCCGGCGCCGGCCCCGACGAAUGGCUGGAGCAGGCUAAGCAGUGCAAGUACCUGCCCGAGGCCGACAUGAAGCGCUUGUGCGAGAUCGUAAAGGAAUGUUUGAUGGAGGAGUCCAAUAUCCAGCCAGUCAACACCCCUGUCACCGUAUGUGGUGACAUCCACGGCCAGUUCUACGACCUGCUCGAGCUGUUUGCCGUCGCCGGUGGCAUGCCCUGCGACAACAAUCCGAACGAACCUCAGUCAGAAGCUCCGGAGCCUGAACCUGUCAAAGCCAAAUCUCCCAUGCCCAAAGGCUUCUCGGCGGCCGAUAUCGAACCUCCUUCUCAGAUCAACGACCCCCGAGUCAAGCGCAAGAUGAAGCGUCGCUUCCAACGCGAUAGUGCAUACACCUCAUCCGCUUCGAAUGCCUCGGACGAUGCCGGCGAAGAUUUUGAAGCUGAUGAUGGCCAAGAGGGGAGCGAACUCAGAGGUCGCGUGAGAAACGACGAGGACGACAGCGAUAGCGGCAUUGGUGGCAGCCCGGAAGCCUCGAGGAAAAAGCAGCCUGGGUCCAGCAGCAACAACAACGGGAAGCAGAACUUCAUCUUCCUUGGCGAUUUCGUUGACCGCGGCUACUUCUCCCUCGAAACCUUUACACUGCUUAUGUGUCUCAAAGCAAAGUUCCCGGAUCGCAUCACCCUCGUGCGCGGAAACCACGAAUCCAGACAGAUCACUCAAGUUUACGGCUUCUACGAAGAGUGCCAGACCAAGUACGGAAACGCCUCGGUCUGGAAAUCUUGUUGUCAGGUCUUCGAUUUCCUGGCUCUUGCCGCAAUUGUCGACGGCAAAGUGCUGUGUGUACACGGAGGUUUGAGUCCUGAAAUUCGUACAUUGGACCAGAUUCGCGUCGUUGCUAGAGCACAGGAGAUUCCGCAUGAGGGUGCUUUCUGCGAUUUAGUAUGGAGUGAUCCCGAGGAAGUCGACACAUGGGCUGUCAGUCCCAGAGGCGCCGGUUGGCUGUUUGGUGAUAAGGUCGCUACAGAGUUCAAUCAUGUCAACGGCUUACAACUCAUCGCCCGUGCUCAUCAACUGGUCAAUGAAGGCUACAAGUACCACUUCAAGAACCAAGACGUAGUAACGGUUUGGUCGGCACCGAAUUACUGCUACCGCUGCGGUAAUGUUGCCAGCAUCAUGACACUCGGCGAAGACCUAGAACCAGACUUUACGAUCUUCUCCGCUGUACCGGAUCACCGACGCGCCGUUCCCGCGGGCAGAGGAAGGACAGGAGAAUACUUUUUGUAA